Molecule: messenger RNA, 6012 nt
Organism: Closterium sp. NIES-65
Lineage: Eukaryota; Viridiplantae; Streptophyta; Zygnematophyceae; Desmidiales; Closteriaceae
Source: the annotation of a GenBank genome assembly
AUGGAGGUUAAUCCAAAGUCGAGGGGCGCCGCUGUCCACAGCACUAAGAGUCUCACUGGUGGUGAUGACACGGCAAUGAUGUCCCCACAGAAGCGUGCACGACACUCCCCAUCCCUGACCCCUCAAAUGAGCCGGCUUUUAGCUAAGUGGUUGCGUUCAGACGGCCAGGGCCCUCACUACUGCACGUUAUUCACUGCUGCCGCAAUUGGCACUACUGACACUGCACUGUUGGGAACGCGAACCGCUGGUGGUGGUGCUGACGCUGCUUUGUUUGCCCCAGCUGCUGAUGAGGGGCGGUGCAGUAAGAAGCAGAGAGGAGAGCGUGCCUUGGUGCUUGAUCAGGUGCCUUCAGCAGCAGCAGUGGCGGGUGCUGGUGAGGGCCUGUGUAGUAAGAAGGUGAGAAAAGAGGAUGCCCUGGCUCUUCAUCCGGUGCUUUCAUCCGGUGCAGUGGCGGCACUGGCAGCAGGGAAAGCGGACAGAGGAGGAGGAGGAGGAGGAGGAGGAGGAGGAGGAGGAGGAGGAGGAGGAGGAGGAGGAGGAGGAGGAGGAGGAGGAGGAAGAGGAGGAGGAAGAGGAGGUGGUGAUGGUGGUGGUGGUGGAGGAGGAGGGGGAGGGGGAGAGGGAGAGGGAGCACUUUUAGUAGCGGCUGCUGUAGCUGCUGCGGCGGCUGCUGCUAGAAGGGUAGGCCAGCAGACCACAUUUGGAAACAUAACAGCUGCUGAGGAACGAGCAGUGGGAGGGGCGGGGAACGUGGGAGAAGCAGGAGUUGGUGACAGGCAACAAGACCCAACCAGCUCUGCUUACGUUUCUCCUCGGAAUCUCACCACACAAGCUGGCAUUUCUCAAAACGCUCUUUCCACACUCCCACUAUCAGACUCACUCAUCGCCCAGCUUGCACCAAACGCGCGCACCACACUCCCACUAUCAAUGCCAAAUGCUGAAUCACUCAUCGCACGGCUUGCAUCAGUCGCACCCUCCACCAUCCUUGCCGCCCGUCUCCUCUCCUUGGCGUCACAAUGGACAACUGCUGCCGCCCAGCGCCUCCAACAGCCAGUAGCAGGUUCUGAGAUGUAUCAAAACGCUACUGCUGCUAUUCAACAAUACGAACAGCUAUUAGCAGCUGCUGCCGCUGGGGUGACUGUUGCGUCGACUCAAAAGUCGUCCCAUAUCACAGCUGCCACUACUCAACAGUCACAGCAGUUAUUAGCAGGUGCGACCACUCAACAAUACCAUCAGCUAUUAGCAGCUGCUGCUACUGCGCGCCAAGCCCCUUCCAUAUCUUCUCCGUCGUCCACCCAUUCCCCCCACAUGCCCCUUCGCUCCGACCUCCUGAAAUCUCUACUGGAUCUACUCGCAUCUCAGCCGUCCGUUUCUUCCAAUCCUUCCAGUAAUGCAGGUUUGGAACAGCUCGUUCAAACACAGUUGCCUUCCGAGCCGGCUCAUCUUUUGGAGCGGAGUGACAUACCAGCCUUACAGCCUCGGGGUCAGGAGAUUCCACAGGCGGUUCUGCUCGCGCUUCUGGCGCAGGUGAAAUCCCAGAAGAUCUCCCAGGGCCGUGGAGCAUGUCAUGAACAGCAGCAGCAGCAGCAGCAGCAGCAGCAGCAGCAGCAGCAGCAGCAGCAGCAGCAGCAGCAGCUUCAGCAGCUUCUGCAGCAGCAAAGGCACCAGCAGCAGCAACAGUUAUUCAAUGAAUUACGAAGAGGUUUUAUGAGGAGAAGUGCGAGUGUGGGGGGAGGACUGUGUGAUGAUGGCCGUGCUGGUGUGGCUGGCACGAGUGAUGUUGGUGGUGGGAAUGGUAUGGGUGGUAUGGGUGGUGUGGGUGGUGGGGAUGUUAUGGUUGGUAUGGGUGAUGGGGAUGUUAUGGGUGGUAUGGGUGUUGGUGCUGGCAUGGCUGGUGGUUCUAAUGUUGCAUCUCAUGAGCAGCAGCAGCAGCAGCAGCAUGUAAAGCACCCCCUUUUGCGUUCUCGUAUGGGUCAACCUCUGGGUGAUUCCACAGAGAUGGGCAAUGAUGAUUCACAGGGGUUUGCCUUGAGGAGACGUGCGAGUGUGGGGGGAGGAGAGUGUAAUGAUGGCCGUGCUGACGUGCCUUGUGUGGCUGCGAUGAGUGGUGUUGGCAUGCAUGGUAUGGGUGGUGGGGAUGGCAUGGGUGGUGGGGAUGGGUUGGGUGGUGGGGAUGGUAUGGAUGGUGGGGAUGGUAUGGAUGGAGGGGAUGGUAUGGGUGGUGGGGUUUGUAUGAGUGUUGGUGCUGGCAUGGCUGGUCAUUCUGCUAGGUUUCCUGUUUUAUGUUGGAGUGGCACUGAGAUGAACAACACUCUAGCUAAUGCGGCAACCGGAGCUGUGGGAAGCGGUGGUGUGGGAAGUGGUGGUGUGGGAAGUGAUGGAGUGCGACGAGAUGGAGUGGGGAGCGGUGGAAUAAGGAGCAACUUGAUGUGGGACAGGACUGCCAAUAAGGGGAGUGACAGCACCGAAUGGGGAGAUGCAGUCAUGGGGGGUAGGGCACUCUCGCGUGGAGCUUGGGGGGGUGGAGUUUUGAAGAGUGGAGCGUUGCGGAGUGGAUUGGUGGGAGCAGGGGCUAUGGGGGGGAAAGACUUGCGUGCUGAAGCUGUGCAAUCCAGUGCUCUGCCGGCUGGCGCGGUGCAGACAGGAUUGCAGGCUGGCGCUGUGCAGACAGGAUUGCAGGCUGGCGCUGUGCAGACAGGAUUGCAGGCUGGCGCUGUGCAGACAGGAUUGCAGGCUGGCGCUGCUGUUGGUGCACGCAGCACCGCUCGUGCAUGGCAGCAGAUACCUUCUCCAAGGAAACGCCCCAGAGACGCUGCAGGUAUGGUGGAGGACUGGCUGGGUGAGGCCCGCUUGGGGCUUCGUGCUGCAGAGCCUAUUCCCAGUGCCCGUGCUGGUGCAGAGAAGCAGCAGCUUCUUCGUGAGGCACCUCAACAACAGGAGCCUGUUUUCGAGGUACCUCAACAACAGGAGCCUGUUUUCGAGGUACCUCAACAACAGGAGCCUGUUUUCGAGGUACCUCAACAACAGGAGCCUGUUUUCGAGGUACCUCAACAACAGGACCAGCUAGGUGCGCUUCCCUUGGGGCUUCGUGUUGCAGAGCCUAUUCCCAGUGCCCGUGCUGGGGCAGGGAAGCAGGAGCCUGUUUUCGAGGUGCGCCAGAAGCAGGACGGGCUGGUUGAGGUUCCCUUUGGGCUUCGUGCCGCGGAGAUUCCUUGCACUUCUCGUGAGGCCGGUGCUGCAGAGCAGCAGGGGUGGGCCUUGGCAGGAGGGCUGGGAGAGAAUGGACCGAGCCAGCAGCAACAGCCACCAGCACAGCUGCCCCCCUGGCUUCUAUCCGCAGUCCCUGCCAGUCGUGGCACUCCUGCUGCUGCUGCUGCUGCUGCAGAGAAGCAGGAGCGAGAAGCUUUACGGGAUAGCCUGCAAGACACUAAUAGAUUCCUCCAGCACCAGCAGUCAGCCCUUGGGCAUGCGAGGGGAGGUCACUGCCACCCAGUGCCACUGCUGUCCCUUGACCCUGGGCAUGCGACGAGUCGCCGCUGGGAGAGCCAGCCAUCGCUUUCCCCUGAGAAUGCAAACACUCACCACCUGCACCAGCCGUCCUGUUCACCUGAGAGGGCAAAGAGUUACCAGCAUCAACCUUCGUGUUCGCCUGACUUGAGCUCUUUCCAGCGUAUCACCCUCGUAAGCCCGCAUCGCUCUGUCAUUCAUACUCAUCCUCCUCCCUCCAGUUCUCCCCCCUCCACCACGCCUCCCCGGUCCAUUAUGCCUCCUCUCUAUCACAUCCCACCUCUCUCGGACAUUCCACCUGCGCCCAACAUUGCAGCAGCACCCAGCAGCACGAGCUCUCCUCCUUGUCCUGAGGCUCUGCAAUCCCUGCCCCCACCUGCUUGUCCUCCUCCUCGUUACAAUUCCUCUUCCCAUAUUUUCACACCGGUCCAUUGGCCUUCCUUUCCCCCUCAUCGCCCUCCUAAUUUCACCGCAAGACUUCUGACAAUGCUCGGUGGUAUGGGUGGUGGGGAUGGUAUGACUGGUGGGGAUGGUAUGGGUGGUGGGGAUGGUAUGACUGGUGGGGAUGGUAUGGGUGGUGUGGGUGGUGGGGAUGGUGUGGGUGGUGGGGAUGGUGUGGGUGGUGGGGAUGGUGUGGGUGGUGGGGAUGGUGUGGGUGGUGGGGAUGGUGUGGGUGGUGGGGAUGGUGUGGGUGGUGGGGAUGGUGUGGGUGGUGGGGAUGGUGUGGGUGGUGGGGAUGGUGUGGGUGGUGGGGAUGGUGUGGGUGGUGGGGAUUGUAUGAGUGUUGGUGCUGGCAUGGCUGGUCCUUCUGCUAGGUCUUCUGUGAUAGGUUGGAGUGGCACUGAGACAAACAACACUCUAGCUGAUGCGGUAAACAAUGCUUUGGGAAGCGGUGCUGUGGGAAGCAGUGCUGUGAAAAGUGGUGCUGCGGGAAGUGGUGGUGUGGGGAGCGGUGGAAUGCGGAGCAACUUGAUGUGGGGCAGGAGUGCCAUGAUGGGGAGUGACAGCACCGAAUGGCCAGAUGCUCUCACGGGAGGAAGAUCCCUCCAGGGUAGAGCUUUGGCAGGUGUGGCGUUGGUGGGUGGUGCUUCACGGAACCAAGUUUUGGGGACUGCAGCUUUGGGGGGUGGAGCUUUGGGGGGUGGAGCUUUGGGGGGUGGAGCUUCGGGGGGUGGAGCUUCGGGGGGUGGAGCUUCGGGGGGUGGAGCUUCGGGGGGUGGAGCUUCAGGGGGUGGAGCUUCGGGGGGUGGAGCUUCGGGGGGUGCAGCUUCGGGGGGUGGAGCUUCGGGGGGUGCAGCUUCGGGGGGUGCAGCUUUUGGUGGUGGAGGUUGGCGGAUUGGAUCCUUGGGAGCUGGUGUUCUAGGGGCAGGAGACAUGCAUGCUAGUGCUAUGCAAUCGGGUGCUGCAGUUGGCGCUGCAGUUGGCACACACAGCGCCUCUCACAGAUGGCAGCAGCAGGUCCCAUCCCCCCGGAAACGCCUCAGGGACACUGCAGACAUGGUGGGGGAGCGGUUGGGUGCCGAUCCUUUGGGGCUCUGUGGCACAGAGACUAUUCCCGGGCCUAUUCCCAGUGCUCAUGGGGAGAAGCAGCAGCUUGUUCUUGAGGCGCCCCAAAGACAGGACUGGCUGGGUGUGGUCCCCUUGGGGCUCGUGCUUUCCACAGGGCCUAUUCCCGGUGCUCGUGCUGCUACAGUGAAGCAGGAGGGGUCGGUGGCAGGGGAAAUCCUAGGUGUGUGUGGACCAAGCCAGCAGUACCCGGCGUCUUCACUGCUGUCCCCUUUACUUAUAUCUGCGCACCCCGCUGCUGCUGGCACUCGUGCUGUUGCUGCUGCAGAGAAAGAGUGGCAGGUGGUGGCAGGAGCAGGGCUGGGAGAGAGUAGAGCAAGCCAGCAGCGCCAGGCACAGGCGCCACUCUCCCCCUUGCCUCAAUCCACUCAACCCAUCGGUGCUGGCACUCGUGACGGGCCCAAGAGGCAGCAGCAGGAGCGAGAGGCUUCAGGGGAGAGCCCAAGGGGCAUUGGAAGAGUCCAGAAGCACCUGGCACAGGCGCCACUCUCCUCCGUGCCUCAAUCCACAGGCCCUACCAGUGGUGGUGGUGGUGGUGGUGCUGCUGCUGCUGCUGCUGCAGAGAAGCAGGAGCAGGAAAUUUCAGGGGAAAGCCCAAGGGGCAUUGAAAGGUUCCUCCAGCAGCAAACAUUUCCUCCUCCCAGGGAGUUUCUCCCCUCCAACAUGCCCCCCCACUACACCGUGCCUCCUCCCUCUGACGUACCUCCACUGUCUGACAUCCCACCUGCCCCCAACAUCCCUGCAGCCACCCGCAUUCCCAGCAGCACGAGCUCUCCUUUGCUAGAGCCUCCGCAUUCCCAGCCCACACCAACUCUUCCUCCUCCACCUCCUAAUUACAAUUCCCCUUCACAUAUCUUCACGCCGGUCCAUUGGCCUCCCUUUCUCCCUUAUCGCCCUCCUGAUUUCACUGUGAAGCAAGAUCCGGACAUGGCUCAGUGA